CGGGAGACUGAGUUGCUACAAAGAGCUGAAAGAGUUGGAAAUGGUCAUUUUAUUGCGUCGGAAUAGCUCGCUCGAGACUUGGCUAAUGUAGUGCUAACGGAGAGCUAGUAACGACAACAGUGUACGUGACUCCGGAGUAGGAAGACAGAGAGCUACUGUGACGCCAUGUCAGUGACACCUGCUUUGAAUACGAGGCCACACCAUCGUAACGAUAUUGAAACAGCGACGCAAACCGUUUUCCAUACCACCGUUUUGAAUACCGGGAUAAUUAUUUGACAUGCAGUGCAAAUCGGUCUAAUCAGUCGUCUCGCACAGUUCGUGUAGAAUGGAUUUGUUCGCUAGGACUGCAAGUGGAGGACAUGCAGGCUUGUCAAAACCCUCAAACAAUGUUCUGGUUCCAUCCAUUAUAAAUGCUACCUAUAUGUGGCCUGUUAUUGCUUCAAGCAUAGCAUGGUGUUGCUCUAUUUCAUAGUACAUGAACAAACCCAUUUAUCCUUAUCUGUCAUUUCAGAACUUGUGAGGUAUCUGUCACUUGGUGUCCCACGGGAGUCCUGCAUGCAAGUUCUUUUUCCCCACUCUAACUGAGCUCUUAAUUUAAUUGACAGUUUAUUCUGUACUAAUAAGUCAUAUCUAAUGGUGUUUGAUUGGAUUUGCAAGUAUGUUGUUUUGGCUGUUUUGCACCUGCAACCCUCCCCUCAACCUCAUAAUGACCAGCACCACAUUACCUGACUACCUGAAAGAUACAAUCUUGAUUUUAGAUAAUGUAAAUGCUGUAGAUGUGUUUGUAUCCAUGUUUGUUUGUUUGUUUGUUUUAAACGCUCCCGUUAAGAUGGCCGUCAGAAAGGACCUGUGGAGAUCGGAGGGGAGGCUUAUACCACGACACUGAAACAAGCACAGCUUUUGGUUUAUGGAUUGUUUGUGAUAAAGCACAGCUCCCUCUCGCACACUCACACUCGUCUUGUUAAUUCAGACGAACAAAUGAUCAACGUCAACAAAUAACCCGAAAUAGUGACUUUGUGCGUUGGAAUCAAUGGUUAUCUGGAGACACCCGGCCACCGCAGACUUGAGCAGCUAAAGGACAUUUCUUUUGGAGAAAGAAAGGAAGAACAAAGGAAUAUUCAAGUGAGAUUGUUUGGGAACCUGAAGAUUACUUUCCUGGGUGUUUUUUUUUUCUUUCUUUCUUUUUUCUUUCUUUCUUUUUGCUCCAGAUCUGAAGUCAGGUGGCGUUCACAGCCAGGAAGUCAUGUCCAGAUCGGGUGAUAGAACAUCCACCUUUGACCCAACACACAGUGACACCCUGCUGCACGGGCUCAACCUCCUGUGGAGGAAACAGCUUUUCUGUGAUGUGACUCUCACUGCCCAGGGACAGCAGUUCCACUGCCACAAAGCCGUGCUGGCGUCCUGCUCCCAGUAUUUCAGGUCGCUCUUCUCCUCCCACAAUGUCAUCAACAGCGAGGGGAGCAAAGGGGACCAGGGCAGCAGCGGCACCCCCUCAUCCUCCCCCGAUGACAAGCUGGUGACCCCCAGCGCCAGGCCCAUCAAUAACCUGGUGCUCCAGGGCUGCUCCUCCAUCGGACUGCGAUUGGUGCUGGAGUACCUCUACACUGCCAACGUGACUCUCUCCCUGGACACAGUGGAAGAGGUGCUGUCAGUCAGCAAGAUCCUCAACAUCCCCCAGAUCACUAAGCUCAGUGUGCAGUUCCUCAACGACCAGAUCUCGGUGCAGAACUACAAGCAGAUCUGCAAGAUCGCCGCGCUCCACGGACUGGAUGAGACCAAGAAGCUGGCCAACAAGUACCUGGUGGAGGACGUGCUCCUGCUGAACUUUGAGGAGAUGUGCGCCAUGCUGGAUGCUCUGCCGCCCCCGGUGGAGUCGGAGCUGGCUCUCUUCCAGAUGUCAGUCCUCUGGCUAGAGCAUGACCGGGAGACUCGCAUGCACUACGCCCCGGACCUUAUGAAGAGGCUCCGCUUCGCCCUCAUACCUGCCCCGGAGCUGGUGGAGAGGGUGCAGUCGGUUGACUUCAUGAGGAGUGACCCCGUGUGCCAGAAACUGCUCAUGGAUGCCAUGAACUACCACCUGAUGCCCUUCAGGCAGCACUGCAGGCAGACCACGGCCAGCAGAAUCCGUUCCAAUAAGAGGCUGCUGUUACUGGUGGGUGGUUUGCCUCCUGGACCCGAUCGUCUCCCCAGCAAUUUGGUCCAGUACUAUGACGACGAGAAAAAAACAUGGAAGAUCCUCACAAUAAUGCCUUACAACAGUGCCCAUCACUGUGUGGUGGAGGUGGAGAACUUCCUGCUGCUGAUGGGCGGAGAGGACCAGUGGAACCCCAAUGGAAAGCACAGCACUAAUUUUGUGAGCCGCUAUGAUCCCAGAUUCAACAGUUGGAUACAGUUGCCCCCGAUGCAGGAGCGGAGAGCCAGUUUCUUCGCCUGCCGCCUGGAUAAGCACCUGUACGUGAUUGGUGGUAGGAAUGAGACGGGCUACCUCUCCAGCGUGGAGUCCUACAACCUGGAGACUAAUGAGUGGAACUACGUGUCGUCCCUGCCGCAGCCGCUGGCCGCCCAUGCAGGAGCAGUACAUAACGGCAAGAUCUACAUAUCAGGAGGAGUGCACAAUGGAGAGUACGUGUCCUGGCUCUACUGUUAUGACCCCGUAAUGGAUGUGUGGGCUCGGAAGCAGGAUAUGAACACAAAGCGGGCUAUUCAUGCCCUGGCUGGAAUGAACGACCGCCUGUACGCUAUUGGUGGAAACCAUUUGAAAGGUUUCUCUCACCUAGACGUGAUGUUGGUCGAGUGUUACGACCCGAAGGCUGACCAGUGGAACAUCCUGCAGACACCCAUCCUGGAAGGUCGCAGUGGCCCGGGCUGUGCUGUCCUGGAUGACAGCAUCUUCCUCGUGGGCGGUUACAGCUGGAGCAUGGGAGCCUAUAAGUCUUCCACCAUCUGCUACAGCCCAGAGAAAGGAACAUGGACAGAGUUGGAGGGAGAGGUGGCAGAGCCUUUGGCGGGCCCAGCCUGUUCCAACGUCAUCCUGCCCGCCUGCCUUCCUUUUAACAAAUGACAACUAAUCCGACCAACGGGCGGCGAGAAGCAGCAGAGAGACUGGGGGGAGCACCAUCAAUAAAACAGUUGUCAACAACUUUGUGACAAACCCUCCGGUCAGAUGACGAGGGUGUGUAUAAAUUAUUUUUUUACAGGUUUGACCAGAGCACUUUCGUUAUUCCCAACUGAAGGUAUGAAAAAAAAGAAAAAAAAGAAAGAGAAGAACAUUGUGUAACUCAUGUAUUUAAUCUCAUCUGUGUUAUGAGAAAUGGUCGGUUUCAUAUUUGAUUUUCGUUUGAACUGAUAGUAAGUGUUUUUUGCCUUCUCUUCUAUAGCACGCAUAGUGUUGAGCUGAAUUAUAGCUUUCAAACUCAUUGUAUCUCGUAUUCAGUAGAGGCAUAAUUCCAGCAGAAUGCAGUUGUUGUUUUACGGACUGACACCGGGAGAAAAGGUGACCUGUCACGUUGGCGUUAAGUUACACUAGAGCUGGGUGAGUUACAUUUAUUGUGAUGAUCAAAGUGUAUAAAUAUUCUUCAUCACUCAUAUUAUUAGUCAUUUUGCUCUGGCCUGGAGUGUGCACCGACCCUGCCGUGUCACAUGGUCGGAUCAUUAUGCAACUGUUUUGUUGUCUUUCUCUGAAAAAAGGGACAUUUGCCGAAAACCUUUCCGUACAGCAGCUUUCCUUGUUUAUCUGAUGUGGUAUAAGUAAAAUGAACUUGUGAUAGACCUGCACGCAAGUCUACCAGGGUCCAAGCAGUCUGCACAACCUGGACGUGUGAGCAACAAGGUGGACAUUGUAAAAAAAAACAACAACACACAAUUACACACUGAUCUUUAUGAGGAAGCCCUAACUUUUAGUAACUAAUCAUCGUGAUAAUUUGCGCCCAGGCUAAAGUCGUGUUUCUGUACAACUUGUUGAACAGAGAGUUCCUUACAGGUUAUCUGCUUGACAGGACCAAAAAAAAAAGAGAAAGAAAUCUUGCCAAAAGUUUAUGGCAGCCAAUCUUCAUGCUGCGAGCGAAACGAGUUAAGGAUUUCCCAUUGAUUCUUAAUGUUCAUAAGACGCACUAAUGUUCACGUUACUUAUACAAUGAUGGUACAAUCAAAUUGUAAUUGCUAGCCAGUGUAUUUAUGGGUAGCAUGUUUGGGUAAACAGAUGGCGAGGACGUUUGUUUGGUUCGUUCCCCUUUACAAGUUAAUGCUAACAGGUCUGUUUAUGAGGCCACACAGCGUUACCUUGAUGGGAUAUUAAUCUUUAAUGUAUGAAAAACAAACAAAACAAACACAAAAUGGUCCUUAAUGCACUAAAAGUGAACUUUUGAUUCAACAGACAAAGUUCACUAAAAUGUAAAUUGAUUAAUGUGAUGUGUUUAAAAAAAGAAAUAUCUCUAAGUCCGGUCUAGUCUACGUUAUUAGGUUGAAAAAGACGACUCUAAAUAUCGAUGCGGUACCUGUUGAAUUCUGUACAGAUUUGUUGAUUUCAUUCUUGUACAUAAUCGCUUGCAGUGAAACAUUUUGUGCACUCAACCUUGGAUUUAUUCUCAAAUCCUGUUAUGUCCUUUGAAUUUUAGAAUAUGAAAAUAAAUUGACUCUUGAUGAUGAAAAUA
Messenger RNA from Scophthalmus maximus (turbot), 4649 nucleotides. RefSeq names its product kelch-like family member 14 (gene klhl14). The record is from RefSeq and is a predicted model, not a curated record. Lineage: Eukaryota; Metazoa; Chordata; Actinopteri; Pleuronectiformes; Scophthalmidae. The transcript has 10 exons. Bases 1244 to 3061 code for a protein of 605 amino acids. Gene Ontology annotation, molecular function: protein binding.